AUGGACCCACAAAGGUGGUUUUCAGCAAUAAUUGACGGGGAUUCGGUAUUAAAGUGUGAAGCUCUCGCCACAUUUAACAGAUAUGGAUUCGUUUUGGAGGACGGCGGAAGUUGGAGAUGUUGGUUGGAUUCUACUUUGAUUAAUCGGGUGACAGAUAUGCACACACCCGAUUGUCCCACUUUUGAGGUUAGGUUUUUGCUUCCCCUUUGUUCAGCCAUUAGAAACGUUGACUUGAUGCCAGGUAUGCUUACUGCCCAGCUGGAUGUGUUGAACAGAAAAUUCGCCAAAGCCAAUAUGGAAUUUGAAGAAAAAAAGGCUUUAGUGAAACAGAAAGAGGCAUUCAUGUACCUAAAUAUUAAUGCUGCUACGCUUGAUGCAAGGGAGGAACUUCUCCGUCAACGCAUGGAGCAGCUAAAUAGUCAGUCUGAUAUCUUUGCGAACUUUCUGAAAGAGGUGAAUCAGGGAUUUAACCAGAGAUAUCAAUACUUGGAUGCCAGAGAAGAGGAAUUGUCGAGGUUGACUGCUGCGGUAAAAAAGCUCAGUUAA
Molecule: messenger RNA, 546 nt
Organism: Trypanosoma theileri
Lineage: Eukaryota; Euglenozoa; Kinetoplastea; Trypanosomatida; Trypanosomatidae
Exons: 1
Coding region: 1-546 (181 amino acids)
Source: RefSeq, a predicted model, not a curated record